This is a messenger RNA of Oryza brachyantha (malo sina), 824 nucleotides long. RefSeq lists its product as uncharacterized. The coding region runs from base 83 to 637 and encodes 184 amino acids. Lineage: Eukaryota; Viridiplantae; Streptophyta; Magnoliopsida; Poales; Poaceae. The transcript has a single exon. The record is from RefSeq and is a predicted model, not a curated record.
UGGGCUCUUUGGCUUGACUGGUGCUCAACCUCGAUCAACCAAACCGUCCUAGGCGCUAAUCAGUUAAAACUAGGCUCAUCGGAUGGACGAUGCCAAGGAGGAGACGCGCCGUGCCGCGGCGGCCGCCGGCGGCGGUGCUACUGCCGAGUCGCCGGACGCCGGCGAACCCCACGCCCUCGCCGCCCACCUGCAGGGGUGGUGCAGAGCGUGCCUUCACCUCGCCGCGCUCGCCUUCGUCGCCUGCGCCUUCGUCCAGACGGCGGGCCGGGCGGCGCGCCACGACGACCCGUGGGACCUCGCGUUCGUCGUCGCCGCCUACGCCAACCUCGCCGCGCUCUUCGCCGUCCUCCGCCGCGCCGAGGCGCUCACGCCAGAGUCGCCCGCCCGCGAGCGCCGCCGCCUGCUCCGCGCCGCCUGGGCGCUGUCCACCGUCCUCAGCUGCACUUUCGCCUACCGAGUGGCCAGGAUCAUGCCGGCCGCCAUGGCCGUUGCCGUCUGGGCCAUGACCGCCUCCCUCGUCGCCGGCGGGUUCUACUUAUUGGUUCUCAACGACGGCCGGGGGUCAGAGGAGGAUCGCCAUGUCGUCCACGACGGCAGACCUUCCUUUCACAAGAUUCCUGCAAACGACAUGGUGUAGGAAGAACCAUUGCAGAUACUUUUUUCUGUUAUAAUUGGAUUUAUUUUUUUUGAACUCUAUAAUUGGAUUUAUUUAUUACUCUUUCGACAGUAACUAAACAUUCAUAGCCAACUUAAAUUCUCUGUAAUGUUGAUUUUGUAAAGAUCUUUUUGGUAUAACAACUGAUCACAGGGCUUUAUUUUCCCUA